Molecule: messenger RNA, 1583 nt
Organism: Nylanderia fulva
Lineage: Eukaryota; Metazoa; Arthropoda; Insecta; Hymenoptera; Formicidae
Gene: Snap29
Product: Synaptosomal-associated protein 29kDa
Biological process (GO): exocytosis; synaptic vesicle fusion to presynaptic active zone membrane; synaptic vesicle priming
Cellular component (GO): SNARE complex; plasma membrane
Molecular function (GO): SNAP receptor activity; syntaxin binding
Source: RefSeq, a predicted model, not a curated record
UUUCUAUUGGAUAUCAGAUAUAUCGUAUCGAUAUAUCGGAUCUCGAAUGUAGUAUGAAUCUGCAUUAUGUUAUAUCAACGCAUGCGCAGUUUCCUUCGCAUCUAGAAAUCCGAAACUCGGUUGUGGGAGUUGUGUCGUGCAUUCUCGAUUCUCGUGAUACGAUAUACGAUAUGUAUAAUAUACAUUGAUAUCUUGUCAUCGGAGAAGCGUCGAGCGAAAAAGGAUAAACGGACGUCGAGAAUAAAUUCGACCGAAAGGUCCGCCGAUCUCGUGCGUAGCGAAAAGUCGAAUCGAAUAAAUAAUGGCAGGUCAUAAUUAUCUGAGCGAUCCGAAGAAUCCGUUCUUUUCGUUGGAAGACGACAUAGACGAUGAGACAUUUCUGAAGAGUGCGCCCCCCAGGAAUUUCCCUGCUGGGCAUUAUCAGAAUUUUGACGAUGACAUGACACAGAAACGUCAACAAUUGGUGCAACGUAAGAAAGAAAUAGAGGAACGCACCAUACAAUCUUCGGAAAGAUCCGUCUCGCUUCUGAGAGAUUCUGAACAAAUUGGCGUAGCUACAGCUGAGGAAUUAAUUAGACAAAGAGAACAAUUGCAGAGAACAGAAAAGAGACUAGAUGAUAUUAAUAGCACAUUAAGAUUUAGUCAGAAACAUAUACAGGGCAUAAAGAGUGUCUUUGGUACUAAAAAUUAUCUCAGUGGUAAAUCUCUGGAUGCGCCAAUACCAUCGACAAAAUUAUCAGAGUCUUCCAGUUCUGGAUCCAUAACAUCCCCUGCGCUAUCCAAUACGUUAGAACAAGUACAAAGCAACAUUAGCAAUUCAUAUUCAUCAUCAAAGAUACAAGAAAGUUACAACGACAACAAUCGUGAAGAUAUUAAGCCUGCCAAUGACAGAGUAACCAGAGCUUUAGAGCAAAAUCUAAGUGAGAUGAGCGGAUCAUUGGCGAGAUUGAAACAUCUGGCAAUUGGUUUAUCCGAAGAAAUAGACUCACAAAACGAUCUGAUUGAUAAUAUUACUGAUAAAACUGAAAACGCAGAUAUAAUGUUGCAACAACAAAAUAAAGACAUGUUACAUUUAUUGAAGAAAUAAAUUAGAAGACCGUUAUAUAUCAGAGAUUUCGUUUAUAAAACAAAAUAUUAACUAUACUUUUACAAAGUAUAAACAUAAUACAAUGAAGUGAAUCUUUGAGGCAUUAAUUUAUACUGUCGAAUCUGGGUACUUAUUAUGAAACUGUUUGAAAAGGUUUCCGAUUGAAAUAAUUUUAUUUUUUCCUAGAUAAUAUAAUGUAAGAAAUCUAGAGAAAAAUAAAAUUUUUCUAAUCAGAAAUGUUUCCAAAUAGAUACAUAAUAGCUGCCCUGAGAUGUAUCAAUCAUGUAAUUAUGUUAUGCAACAAGUUUUAUAGAGUUUUUCAUAAAAUAAUUGCGCAAUCUUUAUAAUAUAAUGAUACAGUAAUAGAAUGAGUGUCAAUAUAUCAUCCUAGAGAAAGAAUCCAUUUUGAGAAUGAUUGUCGAUACUAUAAGAAUACAGGCAAUAUCUUUAUACAAUGUACAAAUACAAAUGAUUAUAAUCCUUGAAAAACUUUCAA